Messenger RNA from Uloborus diversus, 7754 nucleotides. RefSeq names its product papilin-like (gene Ppn). Gene Ontology annotation, cellular component: extracellular region; extracellular matrix. Lineage: Eukaryota; Metazoa; Arthropoda; Arachnida; Araneae; Uloboridae. The transcript has 32 exons. Gene Ontology annotation, molecular function: metalloendopeptidase activity; serine-type endopeptidase inhibitor activity. The coding region runs from base 140 to 6229 and encodes 2029 amino acids. The record is from RefSeq and is a predicted model, not a curated record. Gene Ontology annotation, biological process: extracellular matrix organization.
CUACUUCCAGGAUUGUCCUGAAGGUUCUAAGGAUUUUCGUGAAGAACAAUGCUCAAAGUUCGACUCCAUUCCAUUCGGAGGAAAAUAUUUCACGUGGACCCCAUACAAUAAAGGUUUCAGUGAGUGCGAGCUCAACUGUAUGCCGAAGGGAGGUGAUAAAUUCUACUACCGUCAUUCUCAAGCAGUUGAAGAUGGUACAAGGUGUCGAGAAGAUUCGCUGGAUAUUUGCAUCCAAGGUAUCUGUAUGGCUGUUGGUUGUGACAUGAUGCUUGGCUCUGAUGUAAAAGAAGAUAAAUGCCAAGAAUGUGGAGGAGACGGUAGUCACUGCAAGACGGUGGAGGGCAUCUUCGACCAAACCAACCUUCAUGUAGGCUAUAAUGACAUAAUUUUAAUUCCUGCUGGUGCUACUACUAUCAAGAUAAAGGAAUUAGAGCCUACCAAUAAUUAUUUAGCAAUCAGAAAUUCAUCUGGAUAUUACUAUUUGAAUGGGAACUGGCAAAUUGAAUUCCCCAGAAAAUUGAAAUUUGCUGGCACUCAUUUUCAUUAUGAGAAGUUGUCUAAAGGCUAUGUUGGACAAGAGUACAUUCAUGCAUCUGGGCCUACAACCGAGCCAAUAUUUAUAGCGCUUUUGUAUCAGCAAAAAAAUCUCGGAAUCAGCUAUGAAUAUUCCAUUCCACACGGCAUCAGCAAUACUCAACCAGACGGUUAUGUUUGGAUUUACUCGAACUACGGAACCUGCAGUAGAACUUGUGGAGGAGGUAUUCAAACUAGAAAUGUUAAUUGUGCAACCACUGAAAAUUAUGAAGUUGUUGCCGAUUACUUGUGUGACGUCAUUACGAAACCACCACCUAAUCAAACUUGCAAUGAAAAUCCAUGUCCUGCUCAUUGGCAAGUGUCUAACUGGGAUGAAUGUUCGGUUUCUUGUGGAGGUGGCGUCCAAUACCGGCAAGUGCAUUGCCAAAGAGAUCAAGGGGGAUCUCCCAUCAUGGUUCCAGAUUCAGAAUGCAUAGAGAAUAAUGGAGAGAGACCUGUGUAUGCUAGAGCUUGCAAUGAUGUCCCUUGUCCUACUUGGAAACCUAGAGAAUGGUCUGUGUGUGAUCACAUAUGUGGGGAGGGAACCCAACAAAGAGAGGUGGAUUGUGUUAUGGCUGUGAGUGAUCAAGAAAAAGUCAUUGGCAAGCAGUUUUGUGGAGGUGAUGAACCAGCUUCGACUCAGUCUUGUUUCUUGAGACCCUGCGAGGGAACAGAAUGGAUAGUUUCAGAAUGGAGCAGUUGUGAUUCUGUUUGCGGAUUAAGCAUGGAAACACGGGAAGCUUAUUGUGCAAGUGAGGAUGGCAACUUACAUGAAGAAGAAAUGUGUUCUGGAAAGAAUAAACCCUCUUUAGAAAGACCUUGCUCCAAACACACACACUGUGGAGCAAUGUGGCAUGCUUCUCAGUGGAGUGAAUGCUCAAGUAAGUGUGGGAAAGGAAUGAAAACAAGAACUGUGUUCUGUGGAAAAUGGAAAGAUGGUGAAGUACACAAAGUUUCAGAUGAAGAAUGUUCUACUGAACAGAAGAUGGCUUCUAUGGAAGACUGCUAUGGAAAGAAAUGCAACGGAAUGUGGUUUACUGGUCCCUGGACUCGAUGUUCAGUCCCAUGCGGUGGUGGUCAGCAAACAAGGAAAGUGUUAUGCCUUCUCAAAGACACUGUGCUGGAGCAUGAUCAGUGCAAUUCUCAGUCACAGCCAUUUGAAGUAGAAACUUGCAACAUGCACCCCUGUGAUGAAGAUGAAGUUAUGAUCGUGGGUGGCUGUCAUAAGUCAAAGCAUGGUUGCUGCUCAGACGGAAUCACUCCCGCUGGUCCAGAUUACAUAGGUUGUCCGUUUGAUGGAUCAGAGCAAGAUUGCAGAGAGACAGAGUUUGGAUGCUGCAUCGAUGGAGCCACACCUGCCUCAGGCCCCUUUGGGAAAGGUUGUCCAAAAAUGAUCAACUGUAAUGAAACCAAAUAUGGUUGUUGUCCUGAUGGCGCAACAGUUGCUAAGUCUGCUGAUAUGCUAGGAUGUUUUGAGGACUGCGAGAAUUCUCUUUGGGGCUGCUGCGCUGAUGGAUUCACUCCUGCCUUGGGGAAGAACAACGAGGGCUGUGAAAAAGAACUUUCUGAGAAAUGUGAAAAGUCCCAAUUUGGCUGUUGCCCAGAUGGUUUUAGUGUUGCAUCUGGAUCAGAUUAUGAAGGUUGCGACUUGGAUGUUUCUUCGGGAGAAGAUUGUUUGUUCUCAGAGUUCGGUUGCUGUCCUGAUGGACUUACUUCCGCUACUGGGCCAGAUAUGCGUGGUUGUCGAAUUGGUAAAAGUGAUGAUGACGACUGUGCCCAUUCAAAGCAUGGUUGUUGUGAAGAUGGAAUUUCUCCAGCACAAGGUCCAAAUUAUUUGGGAUGUGAGGAAGGUAGUGGAGACAUUAUAAGUAGCUCAUGUGAAGGGACACUGUAUGGUUGUUGUCCUGAUGAUGUAUCUCCAGCUAAAGGACCAGGCUUUGCAGGCUGCGAAGUGCCGAAGCAUGAUGAUGAUGAUGAUAUUAAACAGCACGUACAUCAUACACCAUGCAGUCAUACUACUUAUGGUUGUUGCAAAGAUGAAAAGACAGCAGCAACUGGUCCUUAUUUUGAAGGUUGCAAGGAUUCAGAAGAAAGUUCCAUCCAUCAUUGCGCUAACACAGUCUUCGGCUGUUGUCCGGAUGGAAAAACCUCUGCUUUGGGUCCUAAUAAAUAUGGUUGCUGCUUCAAAUCAGAAUUUGGAUGUUGUCCUGAUAAUAUUACUAUCUCUACAGGACCAUAUAAUCUAGGAUGUAGUUGUCAUACUUAUCCGCAUGGCUGUUGCCCUGAUGGCAUCACUGUAGCAAAAGGGCCUAGGUUUGAAGGAUGUUCAUGCGAACAUUCUUCCCAUGGUUGUUGUCAAGAUAACUUUUCAUAUGCCAAAGGACCUAAUUUUGAAGGUUGUGAAUGUUCAUCCAUGCUCUACGGCUGCUGUCCUGACGAUCUGACACCUGCUAUGGGACCUAACAAUAAAGGUUGCGACUGUGAUCGAUUACAGUAUGGAUGUUGUCCUGAUGAGAUCACUGCUUCUCGUGGUCCCAAUCAUGCUGGAUGUCCCUGCAAAACAUUCCCCCACGGCUGUUGUCCUGAUGGAAAAACGGCUUCUAAAGCUUCUGGACCAUACAAUGAAGGAUGUCCUUGUCAUUCACUCAUCCAUGGAUGCUGUCCUGACAACAGGACAGCAGCUGUUGGACCACGGUUUGAAGGUUGCCCAUGUACUAUUAUGUCACAUGGAUGCUGCCCAGAUAAAAGAACGCCAGCAUUAGGCCCUAAUUUUCACGGAUGUCCAUGCAAAACCACAACAUUUGGUUGCUGUCCCGAUGGGGAAAGCCCAGCUCUGGGUCCAAAAUACAAAGGUUGCCAUUGCAUCACUUUCCCAUAUGGUUGCUGCCCUGAUGGAGUAACUCCAGCCAGAGACCAGAAUUUAGGUGGAUGUAAAGAAGGAAAAAAAGUACAAACUAAUUUAGUAACAUCUGAUGUUUGCAGUCUACCGAAGGAAAGAGGGCCUUGUCAUAAUUUCAGUGUCAAAUGGUACUUUGAUGUUACUUAUGGUGGUUGUAGUCGCUUUUGGUAUGGAGGAUGUGAUGGUAAUGGUAAUCAGUUCAAUUCCCAAGAGGAGUGUGAAAAUGUUUGCGUGAAUCCUGAAGGACCAGAGGCUUGUAUGUUGCCGAGAGUCUUUGGCCCCUGCAAAGGAGCUUAUCCUUCAUGGUACUACGAACCUCAAACCGAUUCUUGUAAAAGCUUUAACUACAGCGGUUGUCUUGGGAAUAAUAAUCGAUUUACGAGUCGAGAAACUUGUGAGAAUACCUGUGUUAGACAAGUGGCUGUUGAUGCAUGUGAUCAACCGAUGGAUGUUGGCCCUUGCAAGAAGGUUACUCAACGCUGGUUCUUUGAUCGCUCAGAGGACAUCUGCAAGCCAUUCAUUUUCGGCGGUUGCCAAGGAAACCAUAAUAAUUUUGAAACUGAAAAAGAAUGCAAACAGCGUUGUAUCAUUUCUAAGCCUAAAGAACCAAGCAUCUGUCAUCUUCCCCAAGUCAUGGGAAAUUGUUACCAAUUCCGUGAGCGAUGGUAUUACAAUCCUAACGAGAGACGAUGUCAGAGAUUCUAUUACAGUGGCUGUGGUGGAAAUGACAACAACUUUGCAACCUAUGCUGACUGUGAAAAGCAGUGUGAAAAGAGCUUAUCCAAUUCUGCUGAAGAUUUCAGCUUAGAGUACUGCUCCUUUGAGCCAGAUGCUGGUCCGUGCCAUGGUAAAAAGAUUCAGUGGUUUUAUGACAAAGACGGUGUCUGCAAGCAGUUCUACUAUGGUGGCUGCCGAGGGAAUGGCAACCGUUUUAAUACAAAGAAAGAUUGCGAGCAGAGGUGUGCAGCAUCACAAGAUAUUUGUAAACUUCCUAAAAUCCGAGGACCUUGCAGUGGUUCUUUCACUCAAUGGUAUUUUGAAACUGAACACGGAGAAUGCAGGGAGUUUACUUACAGUGGUUGUCAAGGAAAUGGUAACAGAUUCAAUGAUAAGGAAUCCUGUGAAAUUCAGUGUAAAAAAUGGCCCUCUGUUGAUAACCAUGUGGCACAAGAUGCCUGCAAUCAGCAGAAAGAUCAAGGUCCAUGCUUGGGUUAUUUCCUCAUGUGGUACUAUGACAGCAAUGAAGGUUCUUGCAGGACGUUUGUCUAUGGUGGAUGCCAUGGUAAUGACAAUCGAUUCACAAGUUUACAAAACUGUGAAGCCAAAUGCCACACCAACAAUGCCUUCAACAUUCGUAGAGGUAAAGAGACUCAUUCAAUCACCGCUGCUGCAUCAUUCAUCACAAAUGAAGACAUCUGUCGACUGUCUCCAGAUGAAGGUCAUUGCAGCUACUCCCAGAGCCGCUGGUAUUACGAUGCACACAAGGGCAUGUGCUUACCAUUUGUAUACAAAGGAUGCGGUGGAAACAAGAACAGAUUUAAGAAUGAUGAACUCUGCAUGCGAUUUUGUUCUGGAGUGCAAGCCUCUGGAGUUGUUGGUGAUGCAGCAGUUCGCGAUUUUGUACCUGUCGAAGUGAAUAAAAAUUGCCCUGCUUCAAACUGUGGCCAUCUACAGUGCCCACAUGGUAUUGAAGAAAUAGUCGAUGUCAGGGGCUGCAUAUCUUGUCUCUGCUCUAACCCUUGCGAGAAUCACAACUGUCCAGAUGGAUCCCAAUGUGUGGUCGAGAAGCAUCGAAGAAGCGAUGGUGACAUCAGAUCACAGCCCCUUUGCCGUUUAAAAAACAAGAAAGGGGAGUGUCCAUCAGCUGCAGCAUCUGAACACCUAUUGAAUGGUACAUGCCACGACAGAUGCCAGAAUGAUGCCGAUUGCCCGGGUGGACUAAAAUGCUGUUUUGUCUCCUGUGCAAAAAUCUGUCUCUUGCCUGUGUUAGCAGAUGAUGAAAAUGAAGAUGAUGAAAACUCCAUUGAAGAUUUAGACACACCUGCACCUCCUCAAAUCUUAACGGCAAGAAAGGAUGUUGCUGUAAAAAAAGGCACUCCUGCUCUUUUGAGAUGCAUUGUUCGAGGAUAUCCAACUCCAAAAAUUUCUUGGCACCAUAAGAAUCAUCCCCUAGUCACAGAUGGUGGAGCUCACAAGAUCUCGUUAGAUGGAUCUCUGCAUAUUAUGGCCGUCAAGGAAUCGGAUGGAGGCAUGUACACGUGUACGGCAGACAAUGGCAUUGGCAAAAGUGUGACUCGAUUUUUCAACCUCAUCGUUUAUGAGGAUACUAAGGUUAGCAUCAACUUAGCUACUGAACAGUAUCAAGUAGGCAAACCUCUACAGUUGGACUGCACUGUGAAAGGCACUCCUCCCUUUGAAGUGACCUGGCACUUGGGAAGCAACAGUCCAGCACUGCAGUCUGACUCUCGGCGAGAAAUCUUUUCUAACCACACACUGCUGAUUGCCUCGGCACAAUACAAUGACAGUGGGACUUAUGUGUGUGAGGCAAGGAAUCAACACGGAAAAGCAGAUGCGACCCUAGAUGUGCAAGUACAUGAUAUACCUGUUCCAUCAACAUGCAAAGAUAGUCCAUUUUUUGCCAGUUGUGCCAUGAUUGUGAAGCAGAACUACUGUGUCAAUCCUACUUAUGCCAAAUAUUGCUGUUUAUCAUGUGCUAUUGCAGGACAAUCACACAGGACUGAUGCUGCUGAUUCGUAGUGCAUAUUACCUAAAUUAGAUCUACAGAAAUAUAUUCACAAGGCAGUGAAAGACUGUUUCCCUCAUAAUGAACUUCACGAGAUUCAGUUCCAUUAGUUGAUGGACUUGAAAAGUUAAAAUUACUUGAAGGGAAGUAUUCGAACUGAAGCAAAAUUGUGUGCCUACUUGAAGUAUUCGUCUUUACGUGAAAGACCGAAUUAUGACCACUGGUGCUUAUUUUUGUUUUUUUGCCGACAAGUUGUUUUUACAAGUCUUUAAAUUGCACUGAGAUAAAACAAGAAGUACUGUGCAAUUAUUUUUUAAUGCAUUCAUGUAAAAACAAGACAACGCAAACUUAUUUUCUUGUGAGGUACCAAGCAAUUUUUAACAAUAUGACAAUAAUCUAUUUGGAUUGACAAAUUUCAACUUUGGAGCUCUAGGUGCCAUAUGAAAGAGAUGUUCUAAUUGCUUCUAGCAUGACUUUUAGGAGUUUUAUUGCGCAUGCAUUUCUAAUGAAAACCACAAGAGCAUUGCUUAAUGGGUUUUCUCCAAAUAAUAAAAAAUUUUGGCUACAAGUAUUUAAUAACAAUAUUUUAUGAUUUUUCAAAUCAAAACAAAUAUUUAACAUUUGAAUAUGCAAGUGUUUAAAAUUUGAAAAAUUUAAGCACUUAAAUAUGCAUUUUAUGUCAGAAGCAUAGGAAAUUUAUGCAGUGCUAAGAGAUAAAAUUCCCACCUUUCAUAAUCCUGUAAUGUGUUUCCGAGAAAGAAAGCCUUCAAACGCAUGUGAAACAGAAUUAACGAUGAAUAAUGGCUCAUCCCCCCCCCCUAAAAAUUUCACCGUUUAAAAAAAUAAACCUAGCAAUUAACAAAAAUAUAAAUUAUUAUUUGAGUUACCUUGAUAUCCAUUAUUGACAAUCUCACUAGUACUUGUAUAUAUGACAAUUCCCUUUUUAGGAUUGCCUAAAACAUUUUCUUUCAUUUUAUAGUUACUAUUAUUUAAUCUUUGUGUGUACGUUUGUCUGUGUAUAUUGCAUUUGACGCUAUUAAAAUUGAAUUUUUACGACUUUAUUAAAAUCUACCAAAGGAUUUUAUAUCGAUAAAAUGUUAAUUUAUUUUCUCCAUUUGUGCCUUUACGCACAGUAAUUUUUUAAAAUCUCGCGCCAUAUGAGUAUGAUUUACGGAUUUGCUCUUUUACUCAUCUUAAUUUCAAAAUAUUCAAACUUCAACUAUGUUGAAUGAGUAAAUGAGUUUAUUAAAGGGAACAAUUUUAAAUUUGAAUCUCAUUAUGUAUUUAGAAAUUUUAUACUGUCUCUACUCUCGUGAACUGGAGAUGAUUGCUAAUACAUUGCAAAUUUGUUUUGACCAACUUUACGUCUUUAUUCUGUUGAUAAACACUACUUACUGUUACAUCUGAUAUAUUUAUAUAGUGUUCCGAAACUUUAAAAGUUUCAUUUGCUGAAAUUUAACAGUGUGUUGUGUAUUUAACCAAAAUUUUACCAUGUUGAAAUUUGUACAUAUCUACUGCAAUAAAUCAUUUGAAGUUCAA